AUGGUUUUGGUUUUCUUUAACGGCACUCGAAAACCACCCGGCACAAGCCUCCAUGCUUUCAGGACUGUGGGCCCCAUCCAAGCCUUUGCCGGGAGCGGCAUCGAGCUCACCAUCACUAUUCCCGACUGGAAGAAGGUUGCAACCUACGACCUCGCACAAGCUUGGGUUAGUCAAAAGUCUCCCUGGUUUGGACCCUCCAAUGUAACGUGCGUCAUGGUCGGGACCGAAAUAAUCGGCAUGGCGAUGAAUGACACGGUACUCCAGAGCCGGAUGAUCGACGCAUUUAAUUACACCCAAAUUGCCCUCAACAACGCCGGCUACGGCCACAUCAAGGCCACAUUUCCACACCCUUACAUUAUACUCGAUGACUUUGCGAAGCCGUCCGAGGCCACGAUCCGGGAGACAUUCCGGACCCAAUUCGUGAGGCACCUCGACAUCAUCCGGGCAAGCGGUGCCCCCGUUUGCAUUGAGUUCUUCCUGGUCGAGCUCAUGCGAGUCCUCAACAUCACCGAUCUCAGCUUCGCCAUAUCUGAUGGGCGCUCGUCCCACGCCAUAACCGAUGUCGGCGAUGUUGUCUACACUAACGUGUUCGAGGUCGCGUACGACGCGUUCGCGUGGGCCCUCGAGAAGCUCGGAUACGGGGAUAUCAAGUUCAUCGUCACCCAGGUCGGGUGGCCCACCGACGGGUUUAUCAACGCCAAUGCCGCCACUGCCGAGCGGUUCUUUGAGGCCCUUCUCCCGUUCGUUGCUAGCGAUCGCGGGACCUCCAAGCUCCCUGGGAAGCCGAUCAACAUCUACAUACACGCGCUAACGGAUGAGAACCUGAACCCCCCCUACUUUGCGUACGGGCGCCACUGGGGGAUCUACCGGUCUAACGGCGAGCCCAAGUACCGGGUCGACCUAAUGGGCCGAGGUCGGGUUAUGUUUCCGGCCCCAGCCCGUGGGAUCAAACAGAUGCCUCGGCGGUGGUGCGUGCUUGGGCCCACGGAGGAUGAACACGACGGGAGGGUGGAGGAGGCGUACUUGUUCGCGUGCGCAACGGGAGACUGCACGAGCAUGUAUCCGAAGGGGUCGUGCAGCGGGCUCAACAGGUGGCAGAACGUGUCUUACGCAUUCAACAUGUAUUUUCAGGCGUUUUUCCAGGAUGAAAAGGCGUGUAAGUUCGACGGGCUCGGGCGGGUCGUGACCGAGGACCCAUCGACGGUGGGGUGUGUGUUCCCGGUGGAGGUCGUGAAAGGCCAGCAAGAGAAUUACAAGAAUGUUACCAAAAUUGCAGCCACCAAAAUAGGGAAUAUAGCUCGUCAGUUGCCCGGGCUCGCCGAAAUUCUCGUGCUUCUGGUUUCGACGUUUUUGGCAUUAUUAUUUACAUGA
Messenger RNA from Striga hermonthica, 1371 nucleotides. Lineage: Eukaryota; Viridiplantae; Streptophyta; Magnoliopsida; Lamiales; Orobanchaceae. The record is from the annotation of a GenBank genome assembly.